Molecule: messenger RNA, 1193 nt
Organism: Medioppia subpectinata
Lineage: Eukaryota; Metazoa; Arthropoda; Arachnida; Sarcoptiformes; Oppiidae
Source: the annotation of a GenBank genome assembly
ACUGUAUUUGUGAAAUAAUGUCAACAAAAAUAAACCAGGGUAAUUUGGAUCCAAAUACGCCCACAUAUUGGAAAUGGAUUAUAGCGUUCUCGUGCUCUUGGAUUAAUGUAUUCACUUUCGGUAUAUUCCGAUCAAUUGGACUCCUAUUCGGUGCGUUUGUGUCGGAGUACGACUGUACGUACCGACAGGCCUCGUGGCCGGUGUCCCUAAUCGGCAGUUUUGCGAGUAUUACCGGUUUAUUGGCCGCAUUUUUGAGCCAUUAUUUCCAGAUCCGGACACUGGUGUUCACGGGUGUACUUAUUUGCUCAUUCGCCACAUCCAUCUGCUAUUUGGCCACAGAUAUCAUUCAAAUCACUAUUUUCUUGGGAGUCAUUCAGGGUAUUGGUGUGGGUUUAGUGACCAAUUUAUUGCCGGCGAUUAUCGCCCAAUACUUUGGCAAACAGCGGGCCAUAGCGUGCGGCAUAUCGUACGCGGGGUCGACGGCCGGCGCCUUCAUAUUCCCGCUAUUCAUUGAAUGGCAAUUAUAUACCUUUGAACUGAGCGGCACUUUACUACUCAUGGGAGGUAUCACACUUCACGGCCUGAUCGGUGCGCUACUCCUGCGCCCAAUUGAGACCAGCGAUCAAAAGUCGGCCCUAAACGGUGUCAAUAAGCGAGUGGUUGGCGUUAUGAACAGUCCGGCGCUCAAUAGGCAGCCACUGAUCGACGAGUGCGAGACAGUUGUGUUUUUGCGUAAGAAUCGCGAGGAGAGUGACCACCAGUACGUCAACAUAAACUCACUGCGAGAGCGGCCAAAAUCUAUCGCCGACUUCGGCGCCGUCUCUGCCGUACCGCCGGUCGUCAAAAUGAGAGACACUCUGACCAGACAUCACGUCGACCGCAAUCGAGUCAAUCGCAUGUCUUUACCCGUGUUUCACGAGCGCCGCUUUGUCCGCGAUCUCAACCAUAGUCUGGCCACCGCUCACCAGUCGGCCCAUAGCUUAGCGGCCGGCAAUACUUUGCCUAAGACCGCCUCUCCGCCCAAAAUCAAGUAUAGUUUAAUGGAUAGUAUGCGACGGCAUGUGAGAGAAGACCUAAAGCUCUUUUUGAACAUACAUUUCCAACUCUGUUCCCAAACAUAUCUCGUCUUUAUCAUCGAUUUUGUCAUUUUUCUCAUUAUUUUACCUGAUUUUGCCAUUGAUAGAGGAUUGACA